UCUCUUCAGUACCACUGCAGGCUUCAUAGUGACUGGCUGGUGGGUGACACAGUCCUGGGCAGAGAGCUGGUGUAAGGAAGGGAGGGGGUGAAUAAAGCAGAUCUCAGCUUCUGUAUUUCACAGCCUGCGUGAUAUUAACCACUUCGAAUUUUACCUUCUUCCUAAGCACGAGCUUCAUCUGAAUUAAAACAAAGAGCAUUAUGCUGCAGUGCCAGGCAACAGAAGUUCCUGCCUGAUCUGUGUGUUUGCUCCUGUGUCCCCUUCCUGGUGCACCAUCUGGAUUAAAAGGUGAUAUUUCUUUGACCUCUGAUAUUAACAGAGCUUACUAAAAGAAGUAGACAGUUGCCAGGUCUUUUGGUGGACAAGGAAGUAUGACCGACAAUAGGCAGGAUGAGCCCAAGGCCACCCACUGGGCACCUGGGCAGCUUAGUGAGGCCUCACCUCUCCCACAUGCCACAGAUAUGAAGGAACAAGGGGGAGCAGGGGAGGGACUGGUCCACAGCUCCAAUGGAAUUCCUUUCCGAGAGGCUGAGGAAAGAGCAUAUGGGGAACGGGAUCUGCAGGCCUCUCAUUCCACUGGUAAAGAGAAUGGCAUCAAUGGAGAAAUGCCAUCAGCAGACUCAGAAACUGCAGAGGAGGUAUCUGCACGAAUAGUCCAAGUAGUAACUGCUGAUGCUGUAGCGGUCCUGAGAGGUGAACAGGAGAAGGAAGCCCAGCUCAGAGGCCCGCCAGGAGAUCUUCCUUUAGCUGUUGAAGAUACAACCAACCUCCCUCCUUCUCCUCCACCAUCUCCAGCUUCGGAACAGAUGGGUACAGUGGAGGAAGAAGAGAGAGUUAAGGGACCUAUUCAUGAGGAGGAAGAAGAGACAAAUCAGGGCGCAGAAGGCAGUGAGACCUCAGUCUUGGGACUCAGAGAGAACCAAGCAGAUUCAGGCUGUGAUGUCAAAAAACAACAUGAAGACAGUGUUGUAGAUGAAACAUCUGAUGACAAAAGCAUAUCAAAAAGCACUACAGAAUCAACAACUGUGGUAUUGCCUUCCUUACCAGAGGAAGAUCUGCUUACAGCCUCGAAGAUGGGAGCACAAGAAACAUCAGAAUCUACUCCUUUCUGUGUUGAAGCCAUACAUACUGCUGAAGAUGCAUCACCAACUAAAACUAGGAAAGAUAUAAAGCAAAACACUCUGGAUCUGCAUGCACCUGAGAUUGAAGAUAAGAGACUGCCUUCACUACCUUUAGAGGAAAUUACAAGUGGGCAGAUAGGAUUUGAACCCCACCACGUUCAUACUUUCUCUAUUGAGCCAUGUACCCCAACAUCACCUAAUGUCCCCAAACAUAACUUGUAUGAAAUACCAGAUGACAGCUCAACACUGGAGUGGAGUACAGCGCAAGAUACAAGCAAAGAUUCAUUUAUGAGAGGCAAAGAGGACUUUUCAGCUGUUGCAAAAAAUAUAGAAGCUGACAUUCCAGUAUCUACUGUAGCUUCAAAAAGUGAAAUCCCUUCUAUGCCACUAGAUAAAGAUGAGGGUCAGUAUAUUGAAGAUGAGUUUUCCUUACAUUCGUCGUUGCCUGUUACAGAUUCAGUUUUGAAAGAUAAUUCAAACAUAGCUAAGACAGAGGUGUCUAGUAUUACCUCAACCAAGGACAGUACCAUGGAUAUAUACAAAAGUGUAAAUGUUCUUUCAGAUGAGCAAGAAGUGAUUUCUGAAAAGACUAGUUCGGAAGAAAUACCUUCAGCAUUGGUUUCAAGUGAUCUAAGCAGUAAAGCUUGUCAUCCAGAAGCGAAAGAUGAUGAAGAUGUUAAGUCAGAUGUUCUUAAAUCCCAUCCAACAGAUGCCAUAGCAGUUCCACCAAAACAGGAUAAAACAGAUACUUCCACAUCUAGUGACAAUGCAGAGCAAAACAAAGAUACAUUAACUAAAGAAUCUGACAAAACAUCAUUGGGCAGUGGAAUGGAGGGUACAAUAAGCCCAAAGGAAUCUGCCAAAGUAGAUGAGGAGCUUGUUACAGAUAGUUUUAAUGUGACUUAUGAUUCAGCAAGUAAAAGUUGUGAAGUCCCAUCAGAAGCUCCUGGUAUGAAAGGUGAAAUGUCUGAGCUCCCUCUUGAAAAGUUAAUGUCUCAACUGAAAGAUGAAAAGGACAGUGAAGAACAAAAAUCUCCUGUAGCUGAGGAUAAAUCAGGAAUGUCCACAUAUUUUGAAACAUCUGCUUUAAAGGAGGAAAUCGAAAGAGAUAUUCAGCAAAGCAGUGAUUAUUAUGAACUUACUGAUGUCAAAGAACCAGAAUAUGAGGCUUGCUCUAUCCCUCACAUAGCUAAAGAUGAGGAAGAUGAAGAGAACGAUGACUUAGAGCAAGCGAUUGAAGAGAAGGUCAGUACUCCUGCUCAUGAAGUAGGCUACAGCACCCUCACUUCUGUAAAGCUACAAGCAAGCAUUUUACCAGGGGAUCGGUUGUUCACUAUAGAUCCAAAUAUCUAUGCAGAUAAAUCAGAGUUCCUAAGUAAAAACAAGGAUGAUCUAACACUCAGUCGCAGUUUAGGACUUGGAGGAAGAUCAGCCAUUGAACAAAGAAGCAUGUCCAUAAAUCUGCCUAUGUCCUGCCUUGAUUCCAUAGCACUGGGAUUUAGCUAUGCUCGUGCGCAUGAUCUUUCUCCCCUAGCUACAGAUAUUUUGUCUAACACAAGUGGGAGCAUGGAUGAGGGGGAUGAACCUGAGUUACCUGCCACAACACCAGCUCUAGAAAAAACUAUUUCUUUCCCAGAAGAGCAAGAGCAGGAGCAGGAAGAAGAGGAGGAGGAGGAAAACAAUGAUGCAGAGAAAUCCACAGAAAAGGAAACAUUUGAGUUAGAACCACUAUGUGAGUCAGAUUAUCAGGCUAAAGAAUAUUACAAAAAUGGUACCAUCAUGGCACCUGACUUGCCUGAAAUGCUAGAUUUAACUGGAUCACGAUCCAGGCUAGAUUCAGCUAAUGCAGAUUCUGAGGCAACAAGAAGAAAAUCUGGACCUUCUGAAAUUGUUAUUGAUGAAAGUUUUGUACUUCAGUCAACUGAAAUUGCGGGAAGUAGCCUUUUGGUAAAGACAGAUAGUCAGCAAGAAGAAUUGGGCUACUGUGUUUUCAAUAAGUACACUGUUCCAUUGCCUUCCCCUGUACAAGACAGUGAGAGUCUUGGUGGAGGGAUGUCUACCCUUUAUGAAGGCCUUGCUGUAGAUCCUUUCAUUAUUGAGGUUAAACUGGCAGCUGCUGAAAAGUUUGUAAUAGAGGGACAAGAUAUAUCCAGUGAAGAAGUUUGUUGGGAGUCAGAGUUGGAGAAGAAAGUCAGUGAGAUUAAGCUUGACACACUUGUAGAAAAAAGCGAGGAGCAAAGUGAUGUAAAAGAGGUAUCUGAAAACACAGAUAACCUUUUAAAAGAAAAUGUAGGGAGUCCAGAAGAAGAAUUUUCCAUAGCACAGUUUGACAAAAAAUCAGUAGAAGAAUCAGGAGAACAGUUUCCACAAGAAACUGAAGAAAGCAAAGUCUCCCUUGCAGAUAUAGCUGGGACAGAAACAGAGGAACCAUCUGAAAAAGCAAAGGUUUCUGCUGAAGAGUCACAAAGUAUUCUUGAGACUUCAGAACUAAUUGAAGAUAUGUCACAUCUCAAGAAUGAGAUUCAAGAAAAAAUUGGCAUAGCAGAGCAAGAUAAUGCAAUAGAACUUGAUUCUAGUUUGGUCAAAGAUGUCAAAGAAACAGCUGAUGAUGAAGAGUUUGCAGUUUCUAAAGAUGGGACAAAGCUUCUUGAAAGUGACUUGAAAGAGAAGGGUGCAAAGCCUGACUUGGUGCAUCAAGAAGCAAUGGAUAAGGAAGAAUCCUAUGAAUCUAGUGGUGAACAUGAGCAGUCUCAGGAACCAGCAGGGGACGUGUCUAAGGAUACAUCUCUUGUAAGUACAGAUGUGCAGAAGAAAGACAAAGAAGAUACAGCACCAGAACCCCAAGGGGAACUUACCCAAACAGUCAUUUAUUCUAAGGAUGAUCUUAAACAAGAGGAGGCAGAUGAAAUGCAAAUUAUUCAAGAUGAGCAAGUGGUAGAGGUCAGUGUUGAGAAGGAAAUACCAAAGGAACAUGAGACACAAAAGCAAUUAGAUGAGGAAUAUGAUGAAGAGAAAGAGGAGACUGAUGAAACAGAAGAAGGAGACAUUGAGACAACAUCAGAUGCUCCAGAACAAGAAAUAGAAGCAAAGAUACCUGAUGAAGAACCAGCUGUAGGUUUCACAGAUGAUGUAGCAGGAGUAAUUGAGUCUGUAGUCACAGUUGAUGAGGACUUCAUUCAAGUAGUACAGACUGCUGUAGAUGAUAGUGAAAUUAUGGCUCAUAGUGUGCAUUUUGCAACUUCAGCACCUGUAGAGAGUGAAGAAAAACUUGAACUGGAUGAAGACAUUGAAGAAGUAAAGGACGAACCAAGAGAAGGCUCACCUUGUGCACCAGCCUCACCACAGAAAGAGGACACACAGUUUACAGACUACAAGACAGAGACACAGGAUGAUUAUAGAGAUGAAACAACCAUUGACGAUUCAGUGUUAGACACAGACAGCAUCUGGGUGGAUACACAAGAUGAUGACAGGAGCAUUAUGACUGAAGCAAUAGAAGCCAUCCCUAAGGAGGACAAGGCAGAAAGGGAGUUGCAGAGGACGUACAUCGACAAACAUAGAAAGGAAAAACCUUUAAAAUCUGGGCGUGCUCGAAUUUCUACUCCUGAGAGGAAAAUGGCUAAAAGGGAACCAAGUGCAACCUGCAGAGAUGAAGUGAGAAGGAAAAAAGCAGUACUUAAGAAAGCUGAAACCACUAAAAAAGCAGAUGUUCAGCCCCACUCCCCUUCAAGGAAAAUAAUUUUAAAACCCGCUGUCAGACAGUCUAGACCCACUCAUCAGUCCUGCGUGCGGAGGAAGCCGGCAGGGGGAGAAUCACAACAGACCCCCAGUGCCCACCGACAACCUAGAGACCGAGUUAUGGAUGGGGUUUCCAGAAGCCCAGAAAAACGAUCAUCCUUGCCAAGACCUUCCUCUAUUCAUCCAAUCAGGAAAGUGUAUGCAGACAAAGAAGACAACUCCUUAUCUACCAGCACAUCUGUCUCCUCCUCAGUGCGACGCACCACAAGGUCUGAGCCUAUCUGGAGUCGAACAGGAAAGAGUGGCACCUCAACGCCAACAACACCAGGAUCUACUGCUAUUACGCCUGGGACACCACCCAGUUAUGCCUCUAGAACUCCUGGCACUCCAGGCACACCCAGUUACUCACGCACGCCACGUACACCUGGAACACCCAAAUCUGCCAUGUUGUACUCUGAAAAGAAAGUGGCCAUGCUUCGCACUCCUCCAAAAUCUCCAGCAACGCCAAAACAAAUUCGAAUUUUUCACCAACCUCUGCCAGACCUAAAGAAUAUUAGGUCCAAAAUCGGUUCAACAGACAACAUGAAAUACCAGCCGAAGGGUGGUCAGGUUAAAAUAUUAAAUGAGAAGAUUGAUUAUAGUGAUGUUCAGUCUCGUUGUGGUUCCAAGGAUAACAUCAGUCAUAAUGCAGGGGGAGGACAAGUCCAGAUUGUAAGCAAGAAGAUAAACCUUAGCCAUGUUACAUCCAAAUGUGGGUCACUGAAGAAUAUACGCCACAAGCCAGGUGGUGGACAUGUGAGGAUUGAAAGCGUAAAACUUGACUUCAAGGAGAAAGCGCAUGCUAAAAUUGGCUCUUUAGAUAAUGCCCAUCAUACGCCAGGGGGAGGCAACAUCAAGAUUGACAGCCAGAAGCUGCAUUUCAGAGAGCAAGCAAAAGCCCGCGUAGACCACGGAGCUGAAAUCGUCAGCCAAUCCCCAGGCCGUUCAAGUGCUGCCUCUCCUCGACGUCUUAGCAAUGUGUCCUCUUCUGGAAGCAUCAAUCUCUUAGAAUCUCCACAGCUUGCUACUUUAGCAGAAGAUGUCACUGCAGCCCUGGCGAAACAGGGCUUAUGAAUGUUCCACUUUAGCAGUGAAUGAAAUUAAAUAAUUAUAAGAAUAUUAUGAAUAUUAAUGAUUAUAUUUAAAGCAUGAGCUCUUGGCAGGAUUUGGGCUCAGAGCAGGUGUCAUCCAUUUCUUACCAGAUCCCUAUAAAAAAUAAACCAAACACUAAACCUAAAUAAUUGUAGGGUUUUUACAUGAUAUUCAUAAUGAUCUCUCAUAUGCUACUCACAGAGUAGAGUUCCUGGCAAAAUAAUUAAAGGUAUUUUCACAGUAGUUUAUCAUCAGUAAUUGGAAGAAUAGCAAGCUUGGAAGACAAUAUUAGGAGAAUCCCAAAGCAUAACCUAAAUCACUGCUCUUGACUAUACUUGCAUGGAGCCCUACAUUUCUUGUUGUAAGUUCAACAUGUGCCUGCCAACCAUCUGAACAAAGUUUGCAUAAGAGCCAUGUAUAGUCAGAAAGGCUGCUCAUCUCCCUGUUCAGUUUGAUACUGGUCCAGCUCUUGCACCAUUGAAACAGUCCCAGUAGGAAAAUGAUCCUAUUAAUGCUUUCUGCUUUUGAGGCUGAGAGGAGAAUAGGUACACAGACACACACACGUUCAAAUAAAGAUGGCCGUUUCACUGUGGUGAAAAAGGUACCACCAACAUGGAAAAUGUGCAUCAAAGGAAAUAGGGAGCCAGUGUUGUAAGGGGAGACACUGCCAACAUAAAAGCACUUGUUUUAAGACUGGAAACUAUAUAUAUUAGGUAGCCUCUUGGCUGCUCAAAAGGCCUGUGCUGCGUUUCAAGGCAAUAAAGUGCAAGCCCUUUCAAGCAGAAGAGCUCAUCAAAAAUAACAAUUAGCUUUGUGCAUAGGCAAACAUUUCCACCAAUUUUUUUCCUUCCUGUUUGAUACAGUAUUAUUAUUAUAGAUGUAUAUAUAGUUCUCUGUGGCCAUAUUUUCAUUCACUCUCCCAAACCUUUCAUAAACUUGAAACCUUUCAUUUCUUACUCACAGUAUCUGUGUCUGUUGCACCAUUUGGUAAAGCAAUUUUAGGUAGGCAUAAUUUAAUGUUAGGAAGCUUCUCUUUUUUCCUAUGUAAAAAUGAACAAAAAAAAAACCUACAAAAAUAUAUAUACGUAUAAAAAAAAAAGAAAAAAAGUAAAAACUAAAACAGAAAAAAUCGCAGAGCUCUUUAGCAUGAAAUUGCUUUAUGGGGUGCUGGGGAGCGUUGGCUGUCUUGGUUCAACUUCUUUGCUAGGAUAGUACAAAAACAAAGUGACUUUGCUUUCCUCGAGCGCCUCAUUUUUAAAGGGCUGCAGUGUGAGUCAAUUCUGGAUUUCACCCCUAUAAUUUGUCUUAUUCCUUAUUCCCUCUAAGAGAGAAUCACAAACAAGGCUGUGCCUGUUUUAUGUUCCCCAUUUGUUAAAGCUGAAAUUGCAUCAAGAUUGCACUUUUGUAAGCAGGUUGACAUAUUAGUAUUAGGGGAGAGUGAUUACAAGACUUGUUUGUAAAAGUUUUAGGCUCUGGAAUAAUUUAGAGUAAGUAGUAGCCAAGUUUCAGCUGUAUUACAUUGUAUCAAACUGUGGACAGUUUUGCAUCUAUAUCAGUGAAUGUUUGAUUGUACUCUUUAUGUCAAAGUAGCUUGCCUCUUAAUGGGUAGCAGGCUUUCCGCACCAGAACUGGUCUGAGUUAAUGUUCUGCAAAUGCCUCUUAAGUUUAUCAAAGGAUUCAUAGAUUCAGCGAGGGGACAUAUGCUGUGUCAUUUCAGUUUUUCUAACCAGUAUAUUGCUAAAGGUUUAGAUGGCAUUUUUAAAAAGCUGCACUUCCUCAGUGAACAGACUGAGCUUGCAUGCCAACCCACAUUACUGGCAUAUUUAGUGUCAUAUAACAUAUCAGUAUCUCUGGUCUGUGGCUUUGCAACUGUUGCUACACAGUUCCCAGCAAUAAAAAAGGUAUAACUGACAGAUUAGGCUUGUCGGGCAGAGAGACAGAGCCACACCCUUUAUAGUGAUUGAUUUCCCAUUUAUGACCAUACCAGUGUGUUUGAGCAGAGCAGAUGUGAGGUACAUUCAACUCUGCACAAAGAGGGCAGGAGCAUAUGUUAUAUUAGAGACCAAGACUUUUUAGCCUAUGAAAAUGGCCUGUUAAAAAGUUUUUUAGUAUGAAGGUGCCUUGAAAGUAGACCAUUUAUAUUAGCAUAUAUCAGUAGAAGCCACCAACAGGCAACGUUUCAUAUUCCUUUUUGUCACAUCCUGAUCAGAUCAAUAAAAGUGUCUGGUACCAGUUUGAACUAGAGCAGAAAUAUAGCCCUAGUGACUAUAAGUCACUGAAAUUCAGAAUAGAUAAUACUAAAUUGUAAUUGGUACAAUAGUAAAUUUUGUUGAAGGGCCAUUUAAAACAGGACCUUGCAGGAACCAAAUGCCUAGAACCACACAUCAUUAAUCACUGCAAUAGCCUGAGGUGCUUGCACUUUCUCACACUGUCAUCAAAUAUAUAUCAAUAUAUAUAUUUAUAUGCACUGCAGAUACAUCGAUACAUCACAGUAUUGCCCACAAAUAGGCAAAUUAAUUAUCAGAGACAUAUAAUGUGCAUCCAGUUUCUAUCUUUUAAUAUUAAUUUACAGAGGGAGCAUAGCCUUCAUUAAUGGGCAAGCAUUGGUUAUGUUAGUGAAGGAACAACUAGUCUCCUUUUGUCUAUACAGAAACCUAGUUAUAAAAUGCAAGCACCUGGCCAAGUUUGAAGAAUGUUGUUCCUUCUUAAUCUGAAUGGAAGAAUAUUCCCAUCUAUAUACUUGUGUUGCUAAGAGCAAGGUACCCAGCAACAACUUUAUCGAGCAAAGUGGCUAUUUUAUCCAGCAUAGAGAGAACAAAAUGAUUUUCCACUCCACUUUAAUAUCCUUAUGAAUUACAACUAUGCUUUGCUUCUGUACUUCUACUAUCCAGUGCAGUUAAUCGCCCAUAUUUCCUAAGCAUUUUAGGUUAUAUAUAUAUAUAUAGAUGGCAUUUACACAUCAACAGAAUAUAGAAGCAGUGGAGUUAAUUCAAGUAGGUUCUAGGUGAAAUGGCCCUUUGCACCCAACGCUUAUUCAAGUGAGGAUCUCCUGGCGCAAAGUCAGAUACCAACCCUUCUGUUUUACUGUAAAAAUACAAUGCUAGUUGCUACAGUGUUCUAACUACAUAUGCAUGAAGGCAAACGUGCAGCACAGGAGCAAAUCGGCUGCAGUAUAUCAUAGUGAAUACAUUUUUGAUUGAUAUGUAUAUUUUGAGAGUUUUGCUCUAGAGCUGCCUUUUUUACAUUGUGAUCUAUCACUCCUCAUUAAGUAAAAAAUGCUGACCAUGGCAAUUUUGAUAUUGGUGGCAAUCAUUUACAGUAUAUUUAAUGCACUGGCUAAGCAGCAGGGUCAUCGGUGGCUGUGCCGUUUCUCAUUGUAAGAUAACGAUAAAUGCACAUCAUUUACUAAAACAUUUUUGGACAGUGUUCAUUUAAGGGUAAACAAUUGCCCCUUAUAGUGUUUAAAUACAUUCAGCCCAGCUUCACUGUGUACCAAUUCUGCUUAUAAUUGCAAUACAAUAAAGUAAAUAUUUUUAUUUUA
This is a messenger RNA of Xenopus tropicalis (tropical clawed frog), 9528 nucleotides long. RefSeq names its product microtubule associated protein 2 (gene map2). Gene Ontology annotation, cellular component: cytoskeleton. Bases 372 to 5969 code for a protein of 1865 amino acids. Gene Ontology annotation, molecular function: microtubule binding; tubulin binding. The record is from RefSeq and is a predicted model, not a curated record. NCBI's taxonomy places the organism in Eukaryota, Metazoa, Chordata, Amphibia, Anura, Pipidae. The transcript is spliced from 17 exons.